UUAUAUGUACUUUAAUUUAAUAUUUUCAAAGUUUGCAACCAGUUCAUUCUGUUUCGUUGUGUUAGCAAGAUGGUGCGAAGCGUUGUGUGCCUGUUUCUGUUACUGUCAUCCUGUAUAUACGCAGCUCCAGUGCCAGAAAGCGCAAAAGUAUCGCUGAUCAGAAACAGUACCUUCGGCUUGGCGUUAGCAGCGGGUCAAAGUAAAACUGCUGGGAUUUUUGAAGGAAACAAGGAUUUCAACAUAGUAAGAGAAGUGGCAGGGAGACGUCCAGACUUCACUCUUCUUGAGAACGUGAACUCAGGCGCAGCUUUCGCUUUCGAUCAUAGUAUCAGCAUAGGUGUUAUUAAAAACAAUCUGUUUGGUGGUAAAAACCCAUUUUCGGGAUAAACAUACGACUUGAUAGAAAUAAUUAAAUUACAAAAUAUGAAUGGACACAAACGUAAUUAAAAUUACAAGGAUGAUACAGAGUAAAUUCCUUUUCUGAUACCCUUUCCGUCGCUAAACUUUAUAUUGUAACUUAUGUUAUGUAGUGAAAAGGUCCAUUCUUCAUUAACUGAUUUCAGCUACUACUAACAUUUUGACUCUGAAAUGGCGUAAUAAACCAGACUACAACCGUUUGUCUUAUUUUUUACGGUUCGAUAUAGUCAAUACAUAGUCUGUCAUAAAUGUGUCAUACUAGCUUGAAGCACUACAUGUAAUUGUACGGUCUGACAUUAUGCUUGUCUGUAUUUUCUGAACCUCCUUUUUAAAUUAACUAAAAAUCGCGGGUUACUCACGUGAAUAUACUGAAAAAAGCUCUACUAAUUUCGAAUCACAGAGGGGUUCUUCCUCAUGAGCAGCGUGCGUAGUCGCGGCGAUGUCGCGCAGCCUACAUCCUCCUUUCCUGGUUCUUCAGGUUCAAAAAAUUAUUAAAGAAAUUAUUUUUUGUCUAUGUCUUCUUACGUAGAGUAAUCAAUUAAGCCGCUGUUGACGUUCCAAGAAACUCAUAAUUCUAAGUGCUGACGCAUGUUACAUAUAGAAUCACGUAUAGUUUCAAAGACAAGCGCAUUACUUGAGAAAAGACAGAUAAUUGCAUAUAAGCCAAUCAUCCAAUUCUAUUCAUGUCACAUUGAAUCGUAAACAAUCGGUUCACUCGACUGUUAAAAUUUCUUGUACUUAGAGCAAAACGCUCAUAAUGUUUUACUUUGAAGAUUAAAAUUGAGUUCUGUGAUCUGGAAUGUGUGACAUUGACUGAUUUUAUUUAUUAAUAAAA
Messenger RNA from Spodoptera litura, 1252 nucleotides. The record is from RefSeq and is a predicted model, not a curated record. NCBI's taxonomy places the organism in Eukaryota, Metazoa, Arthropoda, Insecta, Lepidoptera, Noctuidae.